This is a messenger RNA of Phyllostomus discolor (pale spear-nosed bat), 4874 nucleotides long. RefSeq names its product testis expressed 14, intercellular bridge forming factor (gene TEX14). Gene Ontology annotation, cellular component: kinetochore; midbody; intercellular bridge. The record is from RefSeq and is a predicted model, not a curated record. The transcript has 31 exons. Lineage: Eukaryota; Metazoa; Chordata; Mammalia; Chiroptera; Phyllostomidae. The coding region runs from base 64 to 4551 and encodes 1495 amino acids. Gene Ontology annotation, molecular function: ATP binding; protein binding; protein kinase activity. Gene Ontology annotation, biological process: attachment of spindle microtubules to kinetochore; intercellular bridge organization; mitotic sister chromatid separation.
AACUUUUUAAAAUAAAAAAUAUGAAAGAAUAAAAUAAGCAUGUUGCUUUCUUUUUGAAACAGGAUGUCUAGAGCUGUUCAUCUUCCAAUCCCCUGUCCCGUUCAGCUUGGUUCCUUAAGAGAUGACUCUUUGGAAGCUCAGCUUCAUGAGUAUGUCAAACAAGGAAACUAUGUGAAAGUGAAGAAGAUUCUUAAGAAAGGAGUUUAUGUUGACACAAUUAACUCCCUGGGCCAGACAGCACUUUUCACUGCAGCAUUAUUAGGCCUUACAAAAUUAGUUGAUAUUCUGGUGGAUUAUGGAUCAGAUCCAAAUCACCGCUGCUUUGAUGGAAGCACCCCUGUCCAUGCAGCUGCGUUUUCAGGCAACCAGUGGAUCCUCAGCAAGCUGUUGGAAGCAGGGGGCGACCUUCGACUACACGAUGAGAAGGGUCAAAACCCACAGACCUGGGCUCUUACAGCAGGGAAGGAGCGCAGCGCUGUGAUGGUGGAGUUCAUGCAGCGCUGUGCCUCGCACAUGCAGGCCAUCAUCCAGGGCUUCUCCUGUGACCUCCUGAAAAAGAUCGACUCCCCUCAGAGGCUCAUCUGCAGCAUUCCCUGGUUUGGGGGUCUUAUGCAGGGAAGCCCUAAUGGUUCUCCUAACCGACUGCUUAAAACUGGAGUCAUUUCUGCCCAAAAUAUCUACAGCUUUGGCUUUGGGAAGUUUUAUCUCCCAGGGGGAUCGCAAGUGGCCUACUUAGGAUCUUUUCCAAUAAUUGGAGAAAAGGAAGUGAUUCAAGCUGAUGAUGAGCCUACCUUCUCUUUCUGCAGUGGCCCCUACAUGAUCAUGACCAACCUGGUGUGGAAUGGGAGCAGGGUCACGGUGAAGGAGCUGAAUCUCCCCACCCAUCCACACUGCAGCAAGCUGAGGCUAGCUGACUUGCUAAUUGCUGAGCAGGAGCACAGCAGCAAGCUGCGGCACCCCCACCUGCUGCAGCUGAUGGCUGUGUGCCUGUCCCAGGACCUGGGGAAGACCCGCCUGGUGUAUGAGCGCAUCACCGUUGGCACACUGUUCAGUGUCCUCCACGAACAACGGUCCCAGUUCCCCCUGCUGCAUAUGGAGAUGAUUGUACACCUGCUACUCCAGAUCUCCGAUGCCCUGAGAUACCUGCACUCCCGGGGGUUUAUCCACCGCUCCCUCAGCUCCUAUGCCAUCCACAUGGUCUCCAUAGGGGAAGCGAGGCUGGCCAAUCUGGAGUACAUGCUGGAAAGCCAGGACAGAGAUGCACCCAGGGACCUGACUGGGGUGCCCCUCCCGGCCCAGCUGUACAACUGGGCCGCCCCAGAGGUGAUUUUACAGAGGGCAGCCACAGUGAAAUCGGACAUCUACAGCUUCUCAAUGAUCAUACAGGAGAUUUUGACAGACAGCAUACCCUGGGAUGGCUUAGAUGGCUCAGUAAUUAAAGAAGCCAUAGUCUUGGGAAAUUAUUUAGAAGCUGAUUUCAGGCUUCCAAAACCUUACUAUGAUAUUGUUAAGUCAGGCAUCCAAGCCAAACAGAAAGACCGAACUAUGAACCUUCAAGAUAUUCGGUAUAUCCUGAAGAAUGACCUAAAGGAUUUGAUUGGAGCCCAGAGAAGUCAACCAACCGAGAGCCCUGUGGUGCAGAGAUAUGAACCCCAUCCUGAGGUCAAUGUCUAUCUAGGACUGACUUCAGAACAUCCAAAAGAGACCCCUGACUUGGAAAUGAAAGAGCUAAAGGAAGCAGGCAGUCAGCUCCAUUCACCAGGAGGUCACUGUUCUCCCAGUGAGAAAGCAACACCAGAUCCUCAGGUCCCAGAUCCCAGUCUGAUGACCAAGGAGACUCAGAACCAAGAUGCUCCUUUUCCUGCCUGCUUUGUGGCAGAAGAGGCCAGAAGCCCCAGCCCAGGUCAGUCAAGCCUCUGCAGCUUCGAAAUCAAUGAAAUCUACUCAGGAUGUUUGGACAUGGAAGGCGACAAAGAGAAAGAGCCCCCAGGAGCAGGAUUAUCUCUUGAGGAGGCUAGCCCAAACCAGGCAUAUGAGCUGAGGUCCCUGGAAGAGGAGUUGGAAAAGAUGGAGAGAGAGGCACGCUGUGUUUGUGACGAGGAUGAGAGGUCUUCGGAAGCUGACACAGAGCUUUCCUUUGAGGACUGGGACUGGCAAAACGGCUCACUUAGUUCACCCAGCCUACCUGAGCCAGCUAGAGAAGCCAAGGGCAACGUGAGCAACAGGUCCAUGACUGAGGAGUACAUCAGUAAGUGUGUGCUGAAUUUAACCAUUGCACAGGCGAUAAUGCGCCAGAAUGAUGAUAUACUGGGGAAAAUCGAGCAGAAAUUCAAUGAGUUUGAGAUGAUACAGAAGGAGCAGGAGGAGCGCAUAUCUCUGUGGGCUUCUUCAAGAAUGUUUCCUAAUGUCUGUGAUUUGCCUAUAGCCACAGGCCCCCCAUCUUUCAUUUAUAUUCCUCCUGUUUUACAACUGCCAGGAGGCCAGUGUCUGGAUGCUGGUGGCAAUUGCCCGACCCUAGCAAGGUCUCCAAGAACAGUGAGAGACUUUCAAGGGGGACAUUUUGGCAAAAGGUCCAGGAACAGAAGUGGCGGUGGCUGGAACCCUUUCACCGCUUUCCCUCAAGUCUCUGAAAAAAGCACUGGGGAUCCACCAGAAAAGAGCCAUCAGCUGCUGACUCUUCAUGGCUCUGGAAAGCAGAGUACAGCUGAACAAUUGCAGCCCACUCAAGGGGCCACGGACAGUUUGGGAAGAAACAGGAACCAAACCACCAGCAGGAUCAACAUGGAAUCUGUGCCUUCUGAAAUACAUAAUGCAAAGUCGAGAAAAAAUGAAGAUGUUGGAAAUCUACACUUAAAAUGGAAAAUGGAGGUGAAAGAAAUGGCAGAGAAAGCAGCUACUGGGCAGCUGACUGUACCUCAUUGGCAUCCUCAAAGUAAUUUGGCUUUAGAGAAUGAAGCUGAAAAUGAGCCUGAUCCCUUGCUGCAACCCCCGAUUAGGGACCCUGAGAAUGUGACUUUGCGGCAUGUUGUAGGGUAUCCCAGGAAAAGUGAUGAGCCAGGAGGAAAUGACAAAUGUGACAAAACAGACAACAGUGACCAUGAUAAUGAUCCACAUGGCAGUCAGCAUGGUCCUGGAAGUUUCACCAGUAUCAGGCACCUGUGCUUCAGGAAAAAUGAGCAGCCAGAGCAUAAUGAAGUCUUUCAAGCAAGUUCUGAAGCAUCUGUGGUUAUUGAGAAGUCUUGCAGCGAUCAGUCCGGGCAAUCAACUUGUUCACCAGAGUCUUCUGAGGACAUAACAGAUGAAUUUUUAACUCCAGACAAUGAACAUUUUUACUCUUCAUCUGCUCAAGAAGACUUAGCUCUAGAGACCUCAAGUCCUAUAGAAGAAGACUUUGAAGGAAUACAAGAUGCAUUUGCCCAACAUCAAGGCUCUGGUGGAAGAGAGGUCCAAAUGGGAAAAAGCGUUGCAAAGAAUGCUGAGGUUUUGACCAGGUCUCAAUUCCAACCUAUACAAAGUGAACAAGGUGAACAAGAGGACACAUUGAAGGAGUCACCAGAGGAGCUGAAGGGGAAAGACAUAUCGUUGACAGACAUUCAAGACCUGUCUAGUAUCUCCUGUGAACAAGACGGGUCUUUUAAGGAGGUCUCAUGCAAAACACCCAGAAUCAACCAUGCACCUACUAGUGUCAGCACUCCGCUCAGCCCAGGGUCAAUUUCUUCAAGUGCCAGUCACUAUAAAGACUGCCUUGGAAGCAUCACAUUUCAGGUGAAAACAGGGUCUGCCUCAUACUGGAGCAGUCAAGAAUCUACCACAGCUCUGUCUGAUAAAUCGACAACUGUCCGAGAGAAAGCAAAGAGCCUAGAUUCCCUUUUUAAUUCCUCUAAAACUCUCCCUUCAAGACUAACUGAUCACAAAAGAGCAUCUACAUUUACUGGGGCUGGUCCCUUCAGCAAUGCUAAGGAGCCUGACACAUCAUCCCAUGCCACUCAUAAAAGGAGCCUGCCAAAAGAACUGGUAGAAGCCAUCUCGCAGCAUCACAUUGAUGAGCUACCACCUCCAUCUCAGGAACUACUUGACGAAAUUGAGCUCUUGAAGCAGCAGCAGGCUUCAUCCGCAGUGUUGGGUGGGAACAAAGCAAGUCCUCUGGGCACCACUGCAAAUGAUCAAAGUCAUUUAGAAGAACAAGGAACUAACAGUAAAAAAGAAGAUAGCAGCGCAAUUUGGACCAAAGAAAAUCAAGAUCUAGAAGAGGACACAGAGAGAGCUCACUCUACUCUGGAUGAAGACCUGGAAAGAUGGCUGCAGCCACCUGAGGACCAUACAGAGCUACAGGAUCUCCCCAAGGGCUCUGCAAGGGAGACAGGUGCCAAGGCUCAAGAAGUUGGUGAAAAGAAAAGAAAAGAGGAGGAAAGCAUGAAGCCAGAGAGGACAUCAGAGAGCUUUUUAGGGACUUCUGAUGAAGAGGAACUGAAACCUUGUUUUUGGAAGCGACUGGGUUGGUCAGAACCGUCCAGGAUCAUCGUGCUGGACCAGAGCGACUUGUCAGACUGACGGGCACCGGGUUGCAGGUGGACUCCCAGCCGGAGUGUGAGCGUCCUGCUUGUGAGCUCCCUUCUUCCCUGUCUGAUUCAGUCACCAUCAGGGCAGUGGUUUUGUAUCUCACACUUUGUUCAGCUGCCACAAGAGACAGAGAGACUUGGUGCUGUCUGUUGCAGCACAUGUAGCCACUUAUUUUCCGUCAGAUUUCUGAAGAGCGAAAGGUAAUGUUGAUUGUAAAAACUUCUCUUUGUGCCCAGAAUGGCUGUGGUUUUGUUGACAUAGAUUUUUGAAAACUUUUACUUUUGUUAUAUAAUAAAAUGUUCACUUUUAACACU